AUGAAAGCUCAAGCAUUGGCAGAUCAUUUGGCAGAGAACCCUAUUUAUGAAGAAUAUGAACCACUUAAAACUUAUUUUCCAGAUGAAGAGAUAUCUUGUAUCGAUGAAGUUAUUCACCAUAACGAUCAAGGUUGGAAGUUAUUCUUUGAUGGUGCCUCUAACAGGAAAGGAGUUGGAAUAGGAGCCGUUCUUAUGUCUGAAUCAGGGGAAUAUUACCCUAUAUUAGCCCAACUUAGAUUCUAUUGUACUAAUAAUAUGUCUGAGUAUGAAGCGUGCAUUUUGGGUCUAACGUUAGCUGUUGACAUGGGUAUCCAAGAAUUACACAUUCCCAGAGUGCACAAUGAGAUUGCAGAUGCAUUGGCCACUUUAUCUUCAAUGCUCCAACACCCUGAUGGCGCUCAUAUCGACCCUUUAUACAUACAAAUUCGUGAUCAACAUGCUUAUUGCAACAUGAUUGAGGAGCAAUUGGAUGGUAAGCUUUGGUUUCAUGAUAUCAAAACAUAUCUUCAGUCAGGCGAAUGUCCAUUAGAUGUAACUAGUAACCAAAAAAGGACUAUUCGACGACUAGAAAUGGGUUUUUUCUUAAGCGGAGGCAUACUGUACAAGAAGACACCCGAUUUAGGUCUUCUAAGGUGUGUAAAUGAUAAAGAGGCUUCCACAAUCAUGAUUGAAGUACACUCAGGAGUUUGUGGACCUCAUAUAAAUAGAUAUGUUCUAGCCAAGAAGAUACUUCGAGCAAGAUAUUAUUUGCACACCAUGAAGCGGGCUUCCAUUCGAUUUAUUUGA
This is a messenger RNA of Solanum lycopersicum (tomato), 786 nucleotides long. The record is from RefSeq and is a predicted model, not a curated record. NCBI's taxonomy places the organism in Eukaryota, Viridiplantae, Streptophyta, Magnoliopsida, Solanales, Solanaceae.